AUGGAUCCAGGAAGCUCCAGUUGUUUAUUCCCUACGUCACCGCCACCGUACAAUUCGAUGACAGUCUCUUUCGAUCAACUGAAGGAAGAAACUGACACCCACAACAAUGACGGUGGUGUGCCACUCUGCCGAGUUUGCGAGCGUGGAUACGAUGGUUCGCAGCAUUUCGGCGUAGAGGUAUGUCGAGCAUGUGCAGCAUUUUUUCGUCGUGCUAUCGAGGGCCGAAAGAAGUUUGUUUGUCGCAAAGGAGGUGACAGCUGUCAGCUCAACGUAGUGCAAUGCAAGCGACCAGCCAUUCGCGAAAAUCUUUCAAGCUACUCCCCAGACGUCCCAUCGACUUCGGGGGAGAUAAUGCCGUUUCGGGCCAAUCUGGACAUUUCCGGCGACGGUAGCUCGUCGUUUCAUGGUACAAUCUUCCGUCCGAUACCGACAGUAAAUCCUGUCUAUUCUACUGCAAGUUCUAAGCCGAACCUCAUCUAUAGAGUGCUCCAGAACUAUCGAAAAAUGUACGACGAAAGAUGGGUAAUGGAGUUAGAAAUACCUGGAGGAGAAGAUGCACCUACCUACAAUGCUGCUGGAAAGGUGUUGAGUUCUUCUGAUAUUCAAUGA
This is a messenger RNA of Necator americanus (New World hookworm), 609 nucleotides long. RefSeq lists its product as uncharacterized. Gene Ontology annotation, cellular component: nucleus. Lineage: Eukaryota; Metazoa; Nematoda; Chromadorea; Rhabditida; Ancylostomatidae. Bases 1 to 609 code for a protein of 202 amino acids. Gene Ontology annotation, biological process: regulation of transcription by RNA polymerase II. Gene Ontology annotation, molecular function: sequence-specific DNA binding; zinc ion binding; DNA-binding transcription factor activity. The record is from RefSeq and is a predicted model, not a curated record. The transcript is spliced from 5 exons.